AUGCCUCCUGCUAUGUUUGAUGAACUGCUUAAUUCGCUGUCUCCUAGACUUACCUGGAAAGACACCAACUUCAGGUUAGCUCUGCACCCUUGUCUGUUAGCAGUUAGCAGUUACCAUAAGACACCUAGCCUCUGGAGACAAGCACCCCUCCCACUCAGAGUGUCAAGACAUCCCAAAGCCAUCUUUCUCCUAAAGGUAUGCCAAGCCAUCGUAGACCACUACAAGGAUACAGUGAUUGCAUGUCCUGUCACUCAAGGGGAUUGGAAGAUCAUCUCUCUGGAAUUCGAGCUGAGAAGGAAUCUCGCUCAUGCUGUUGCUGCCCUCGAUGGAAAACACAUCGCGAUUCGUAAGCCACAUGGUAGUGGAAGCCUCUACCACAACUACAAGGGUUUCUUCUCCAUUGUCCUGUUGGCCCUUGUAGAUGCUAAUUACAGAUUUCUGUGGGUGGACGUCGGAGGCCUGGGUCAUAUGUCAGAUGCACAAAUCUUCAAUGCCGCAGAGUCGAAGGAGUGUAAAGAAAAUGACAACAUAUGCUUGCCCAAACCUGAACCAUUGCCAAAUAGUGAUCUGGAUAUGCCUUACUUCAUACUUGCAGAUGAUGCAUUUGCCCUUCGUCAAAUGAAACCCUACUCAAGAAGAGGUCUGUCAGAAGCUGAACUGAUUGCCAACUACAGGAUCUCCAGUGCAAGGAGAGUCGUAGACUAA
This is a messenger RNA of Haliotis rubra (blacklip abalone), 705 nucleotides long. RefSeq lists its product as uncharacterized. Bases 1 to 705 code for a protein of 234 amino acids. The record is from RefSeq and is a predicted model, not a curated record. Lineage: Eukaryota; Metazoa; Mollusca; Gastropoda; Lepetellida; Haliotidae. The transcript has a single exon.